GAAAGAUUAGAAAGAAAUCACACAAACCCUAGCACUGUAAGCCUACACCACCGCCGCAAGGAGUGGAAUACUGCCGCCGUCCGUCGCACUCAAAGUUCGCCAUCCGUCAUCUAUCUUCCCUCGUGCUCCAAGUCUUCAACCCCUGUUCGCUGUCACCGAUCGCGGCUGCUUCCUCGAGCUCGGCGUCCGUCGUCUUUGUCUGCUCAGCCGUCCUUCCGUCGUCGUUUGUUUGCCGUUCACGUUCACGUCUUCGUUCAGCUGUCGUCUUCGUUCGCGUUCUUCGCCGUUCACGUUCGCUCGGCGUUCACCGUUCGCGUUCACUCGCUGUUCACCGUUCGAGUUCGCGUUCGUCUGGAAGCCACGUUGCUCCGCUUCAAACUCUGCGACCAACCCGCGCGCUCCACCCAGCCGUCGACGAACUGCUCUCUUUUGUCGCCAUUAACGAUAGGGUUUAAAGAGAUUCUUCCUUUAAUUAUUUGGGUUGACAAAGUGGCCCAACGGCCCAAGGGUCCAAGAGAACAAAAAGAGGAAUACAAAAAAAAUCACCCCUUCCUUAGGCCGGAGCAAGGAACAGCAACAUCCGCCGUGUCACGGAUCAGGUUACUGGAGGCAAAUGGCGUACUGGAACGCCCGGCGCAUCCUAGCAUCUACGCUCUCACGGGCUCUCUCUUCGUCUUCCUUUGCACCUGCAACCAUUUCUCGAUCUCGUUCUCGCUUGCCAUUUGCUCUGUGUGCCGCCAAACAAACCCUACUGGUUCCUGAUUGUGCGAGGCUCCACGGGGUUCGGACCAAAUCGUCGGGUUCGGGUUACUCGCCGCUGAACGAUCCCUCUCCCAAUUGGAGCAACCGUCCUCCCAAGGAGACUAUUCUUCUCGAUGGCUGCGACUACGAGCAUUGGCUCAUCGUCAUGGAGUUCCCCGAGAAUCCCAAACCCUCCGAACAACAAAUGGUUGAUGCCUAUGUCAAAACACUAGCUCAAGUUCUUGGAAGUGAGGAAGAGGCUAAGAAGAAGAUAUACUCUGUUUCCACUACUACAUAUACUGGUUUUGGCGCCCUCAUUUCCGAAGAGCUUUCUUACAAAGUUAAAGAGUUACCUGGAGUUCUUUGGGUGCUGCCGGAUUCAUAUCUUGAUGUUCCCAACAAGGACUAUGGAGGUGACUUAUUUGUUGAUGGGAAAGUGAUUCCAAGGCCGCAGUAUAGAUAUUCUGAGAGGCAACCAACUAGGAGCAGACCUCGGCCACGGCAUGACAGGCGUCGUGAAACAAUGCAGGUUGAAAGGAGAGACCCUGUUCAAAGACAAGACUGGAACCAAAGUCAGGGAGGACCUAUGCAGCAAUCGACUCCAAUGAACAGUCAAAACUCUCCUUCUGGUGGACCAAAAUGUUAAACAUGAUCUCUGCUUGACAAAUUUCCCCCAUAGUUAUAGUGGAGAAUUCUGAUUUAAGUUCUGAAUCUGCGGCAUGUUGUAUGUCCAUGGUUUUUUGUUUGGAAAUGACUCUGCCUGAACUUGGACAUCAUAUGAUUAGAAUCUUUAGUAUCAUUAUGAUGAUGUGAUAUCCAAUUCAGAUCGUUUACUAUUAAAUUGAUAAACUUUUGGUUGAUUGUACUUAGUA
Arachis stenosperma is the source of this 1613-nucleotide messenger RNA. Its product is annotated as multiple organellar RNA editing factor 3, mitochondrial. The transcript is spliced from 5 exons. The coding region runs from base 614 to 1387 and encodes 257 amino acids. The record is from RefSeq and is a predicted model, not a curated record. Gene Ontology annotation, biological process: mitochondrial mRNA modification; cytidine to uridine editing. Gene Ontology annotation, cellular component: mitochondrion. NCBI's taxonomy places the organism in Eukaryota, Viridiplantae, Streptophyta, Magnoliopsida, Fabales, Fabaceae.